Molecule: messenger RNA, 1620 nt
Organism: Pyricularia oryzae 70-15
Lineage: Eukaryota; Fungi; Ascomycota; Sordariomycetes; Magnaporthales; Pyriculariaceae
Exons: 1
Coding region: 56-1564 (502 amino acids)
Source: RefSeq, a predicted model, not a curated record
CCAGUAAUUUAAAGUCACUGUUGGUUUACUACCUUGGGGCCAUCUCGUGAACACGAUGUCGUACAGCUUUCGUGAACUCGGCGGCACGAACGAUGACAAUUCCGGGCUGGAGGUAGCGGCCCCGAAAAGCCAAAACCUCGAGGUCAUAUCGCAGGACAACGGGCCCAUCCCGUGCCACUACGACCAAGACUACUACCAAGGUUACCGUUCAUCUAUCCCGAGCACCAAUGCGACCACACCAUCACCAUUGGAGAAGAAGGCGCUGGUUGCUUCGGCCCUGGGUCCAGAAUGGGGAGCGAGAAGGGCAAGAAGAAGUAAAAUACUAUUUAUAGCCGGGGCCGUGCUGGUUGCCCUCAUCGCAGGGACGAUAGGUGGCAUCGUAGGAUGGCAAGUCACAGAGGCCAAGUUCAAGGGGACAACAGAAGAGCUCCAGUCCCCACAGCCAGAUACGCCCCAGUGUGCACCCAGACAAAACGAUACGUCCGGAGCCCGAAACUCGAUCCGGCGCGGAUCGGCCCUCGCGGCGACGGGCCUACGCCUUCACAGAGACACGGGAUACGAGCUGCGAGUGUUUUACCAAGGAGCCGGCGGCGGCGACCUCCGGUACUCGCAGUACGACCACGCGUACGGCGUCUGGAGCGCGCCGAUUGUGGUCGGGCAGUCGAGCAACCACCCCGCGCCGGCGCCCGACACCCCGAUCGCGGCGUCGGUCAGCCUCACGGCCAAGGACACGCACAGUAUGGGCUACCCGGCCUUUCAGAUCUUCUACGCCAGCCGCGACGGCCACAUUGCGCACCACAACUGGCGGCACGGCUUUCCCCUGGAGGGGACGAACGCCAAGACGUUUACGGGGGAGCGGAGGUCGAUGCCCGGCGGGGGCGAGCGCAUCGCCUGUCUGUGGCCGCAGGUCAUCUACGAGACGGACGGGCCCGGCGGCGCUGGCGUCACCAACACGGUCUGGCAGGGCGCCGAGGACAACAAAACUGGUUCCUGGGAGCUGAGCUCGUGGGAGGACGUCGAGCUGAUCGCCGCCGGCGGCAUGAGCAGAGGCUCGCCGCUGCUGGCCCUCCCCAUGACGGUCAACUUCAAGCCUCCCGAGCUGCGGACCGUCUACCGCAGCGCGGACGGGCUCCUCGCGGUGCUGGACCGGGACUCGAACAACAAGACGACGCGCGCCACGCUCUCGGAGGCCAGGAUACCGGACCGGGCGCCCAUGGCGGGCUUCGCGAGCGCCAAGGUCGGCGGAGAGGGGCUCGUGUCCAAGAUCCUGUGGCGCAGCGACAACGGCAGGAUCUACAUCAUGUCGCAGGACGGUAGCAAGGGGGACGGGUCGGACACGGCGGACUGGAGCGGGCCGACGACGGAUGCCGUGUUUGACGGCGCGGAUCAUGAUACGCAGCUUGCUUGCGUCACGGCGGGCGUGGCUGACUGGGCCGGCAUAAAGUUUCCGCUCAGGAAGAACAACAACAUGAAUAGCUGCUUCUUCCAGCGGGACGGUGCCUUGAAGCAUGUCUUGUUUGAUGGGAGUCGGUGGGUAGAUAAGGGCUUCGUGCCGAUGCCGUAGCUAGUAUGGGCGUCUGCCUUUGUUGCAGUUUAAUGAGUAUGAAUAGACGGACUUGU